UGAGCAGGGCUAUACUGUUGUUGUACGUCUAACCCAGUCGAUGUACCUACGCUAAGCUGACCGAGAACAGGCGUUCCUAGCAGAUGUGGUACGUACAGGCCGUUCCUCGAUAUUGGCUCUCGCAUUCUGGCCCGUGCCCUGUUCGUGGGGAGGAUAUAAAGAGAGGCGACCCGGAGGAUAGAAAGAGAUGGACUGUUAUUCUCAGGGCCAGCUCGCUACGCAUAGCGGCUUCAAUUGGCUUAUCCCUGUGCUGACAUAAUGACAGGGACAAAAUGAGGACUACGACGCAGUCAAAGCGAAGGCCGAGAAGAUCGGUGCCGAACGCAUGAUCAUCCAGGAUCUUCAGCAGGAGCUAGUGGACGAACUUGUUUGGCCAGCUGUGCAAUGCAACGCGUUAUACGAAGACGCUUACCUCUUGGGGACGUCGUUGGCCAGGCCUGUCAUCGCGAGGGCUAUGAUGAAAGUGGCCAAGCAGUAUAACUGUGAAUUCUUGAGUCAUGGAUGCACAGGUAAAGGGAAUGACCAGGUCAGAUUCGAGUUGGCAUGGAGGGCUCUCGAUCAGAAGACAAAGACGAUCAUCCCGUGGCGCAUACCGGAGUUUUGCGAGCGAUUCGCCGGGCGUCAAGCACUCUUGGACUUUGCUGAAUCAAAGGGUGUUCCUGUGACGUCGACUAAGCAAAAGCCAUUUUCAAUGGAUGCCAACCUGAUCCAUUGCUCUUACGAGGCAGGUCUACUCGAGCAACCCGAGCUCGAGCCGCCAGCCGACAUGUGGACAAUGACCGUGGAUCCCAUGAAGGCUCCUGACGAGCCAACCAGGUUCACUGUCCACUUCGAGAAGGGCAUCCCAAUCAAGCUUGAGGUCGGUGGCAAGGUCAUCACCGGCUCACUCGAAAUCUUCAAGGCCGCUAACGAAAUUGGCCGAGCUAAUGGAGUUGGCCGUGUCGACAUUGUCGAAUCAAGGUUCAUUGGUCUCAAGAGCCGUGGCUGUUAUGACACCCCCGGCUUGACGAUCCUGCGCACCGCCCACCGAGAUCUCGAGGGCCUUGUCAUGGACUCCAAGGUCCGUGCCAUCCGUGAUCAGAUGGUCACCUCGAACUGGACCGCCUGUCUCUACAAUGGAAUGUACUUCAGCCCAGAGCGAGAGUUUCUCCACAACUCCAUCGUCUUUAGCCAGAGGCACGUUGAGGGCAAGGUCAAUAUGGUCGCCUAUAAAGGCAACGCAUUCGUUGUCGGACGCUCCAGCGAGACCUCUAACCUCUAUUCCGAGACUGAGUCGUCUAUGGAUACUCUCGAGGGCUUCUCCCCAAUGGACACGAGUGGCUUCAUUGCUAUUCAGGCUAUCCGUCUGGAGAAAUAUGGUGCCCGCAAGAUUAGGGACGGCGAGCCUCUUGCCCCUAUCUAAAUGUAGAUGGUACAAAUGCUGGCAAAAGUAUGUGUUGGACUAAGUGGGGUAGAUAUCAGGUGUAAAACCAGCACCUAUCACUAUGGGACAUGCUUGCUUAUCGAAAUAAGCAUAGAUGUGCCUAAGGUGUAGCUGGACUAAUAGCUUAAUAAGGCUAUAGACUUAUUUAUAAAACAACUACUUUAUAAAACCUUGAAAGUAAAUAAUAGUUAGUAUAAUAUAAUAAUGAAAGGAAGACGGAGCCUCGCACU
Xylaria bambusicola is the source of this 1653-nucleotide messenger RNA. RefSeq names its product arginosuccinate synthetase. Lineage: Eukaryota; Fungi; Ascomycota; Sordariomycetes; Xylariales; Xylariaceae. The transcript has 9 exons. The coding region runs from base 326 to 1402 and encodes 358 amino acids. The record is from RefSeq and is a predicted model, not a curated record. Gene Ontology annotation, molecular function: argininosuccinate synthase activity; ATP binding. Gene Ontology annotation, biological process: urea cycle; L-arginine biosynthetic process. Gene Ontology annotation, cellular component: cytoplasm.